AUGUCUAUAUCAAUUUCAAUUCCGACCAUAACUCUAAGCUAUUCAAUUCCAAGUACGAUUAUUGAACCAACAAUCUCCGUAGAACCAACCGUAACGGAUAUAUUUGAAACAGAUAUAAUCGAUACAAUAAUAAUACCGGAAACUCCUCCCUCUACUUCACCUUCAAAUUCUUUAGACGAUCCGUCAAUUCCGGGAAAUAUUUCUUCCGCCUCAAUACGAGAUAAUGAUCGCAUUCCCAUAAUAAUACAUCAGCAAAAAGCCUUAGCUUCCGCAAUAGUAGCUGCAGAAACGAGAGAAAUUUCCAUGUCCGAUUCACCUUCACCCCUUCCCCCACCUACACCACCUCCAACCCCUCUUCCACACGUUUUGUUAAGAGAUGAUGAGAAUUCGCAACAUUUAAAUAUUACAAUUGAAGCAGCACGUCCACCUCCGCGUUAUAAGAUAUCUACAUUACAGAUUGAGCCAAUGACAAGACGUUUAACUAUGAAUCUUAGUCAGAAAGGCAAAAGUAUAAUAAUAAACGAGGACACAAAAUCAACUCCAAGAGGAAGUGAAUUUACGAGAGAUGGAAAUAUAAAAGAAGAGGAGGAGGAGGACUGUUGUCAAGAAAUCAUUAACGUUGUGAGUUUAAGAGAUGGAGAUGAUGAUUAUGGUUUUUAUGGAAGUAGUGACGAAGAGAAUGAAAAUAAAGGAGGAAAGCGGUUUUCCGUACGGAAAAGUUUUUGGAAAUGA
Molecule: messenger RNA, 732 nt
Organism: Funneliformis geosporum
Lineage: Eukaryota; Fungi; Glomeromycota; Glomeromycetes; Glomerales; Glomeraceae
Source: the annotation of a GenBank genome assembly